CCGGGCCGGGCGGGCCGGGGCAGGAGCGGCGGCGGUGCCUGCGCGUCAGGCGGGCAGGAGGAGCCAGCGGGCCACAAAGAGCCGGGCGGCGGCGGCGGCGGCGGCGGCGGCGGGGAGCGGCGGAACGGGGCCGGGCAGGGCCACGAUGCGGGCGCCGUGAGCCGGGCAGCGCGCGCCCAUGACGGACCUGGCCUCGCCCACGGGCGAGAACCCCUUCGCCUUCCCCGGCGGCGAGGAGGGCUUCGGGGACGAGAAGGCGCUGGUGAUCCACAGCCAGGCGGAGGAGGAGGAGGCCGGGAAGGAGUUCAAGUGCAUCCUGUGCGGGGAAUGCUUCGGCCAGCAGCCCAGCCUCGCCCGGCACCAGAAGCACCACGCCGGGGAGCGCGCCUUCAUCUGCGCCGAGUGCGGCAAGGCCUUCAGCCUCAAGCACAACCUCAUCAUCCACCAGCGCAUCCACACCGGGGAGCGCCCCUACCAGUGCGGCGUCUGCCAGAAGAGCUUCAGCCUCAAGCAGAACCUGCUCACCCACCAGCGCAUCCACAGCGGCGAGAAGCCCUUCUCCUGCGGGCGCUGUGGGAAGCGCUUCCGUGAGCAGCGCUUCCUCCUCAACCACCAGCGCACCCACGCCGAGGACCGGCCCGGUGCGGCCACCGAGGACCAGCCCGGCGCAGCCGCCGCCGCCAGCAGUCGCUCGCCACGGCCGGAGCCGCAUGAGGAGGCCGGUGGCCCCGGGGCAGCGAGCGGCCCCUUCGCCUGCGCCCGGUGCGGGAAGGGCUUCAGCUGCCGGAGCAGCCUGGCCACGCACCAGCGCACCCACACCGGCGAGCGGCCCUUUGCCUGCCCCGACUGCGGCAAGAGCUUCAGCCAGAAGGGCUCCCUGAAGAUCCACCAGCGCACCCACACGGGCGAGACCCCCUUCUCCUGCCCCCAGUGUGGCAAGACCUUCGCCCAGAAGGUCAACCUCACCGCGCACCAGCGGAGCCACGGGGCAGAGAACGCCCUCACGGAAUGACGGCCACGAGCAUCAGAGCAGAGCCAGAUCUCGCCUCCUGUGCUCUGCGGGGAAGGAGCCACAGCGCCGCGUGCUGCCCACCGUGCUGGGGAGAGGGGCUCGAAGAGGAGGCGGCAGAGGCUCGUCCCGGCACUGCGGAGAGCCCCGAGUAGCACAGAAAUCAGGCGAAAUAAAAAUAAAAUAAAACGCAAAGCUCA
Messenger RNA from Cygnus atratus (black swan), 1209 nucleotides. Its product is annotated as oocyte zinc finger protein XlCOF26. The transcript is spliced from 3 exons. Bases 179 to 1012 code for a protein of 277 amino acids. The record is from RefSeq and is a predicted model, not a curated record. NCBI's taxonomy places the organism in Eukaryota, Metazoa, Chordata, Aves, Anseriformes, Anatidae.